AUGCUUCCUCGGCUAUCCCAUGUUCUCCUCGCUGCGCUCGCACUGAGCCGCACAAUUCUCGCCGAGCCCUCGGACGACGAUCAGCUCAAAGCGUUCUUCGCUAGGGAACGCGUAGCUGUGAAGCCGGUGAACUUCGGCAGGCGGUCUGCUGCUACUACCCCGACCCGUCAUCUCCGUCCUGAGGCAUUCGAGGAUGAAGCCGCACUGCGAAAGCGUGACUCUAUUACCCCUCCGGAUGUUGGACAGGUUGCAGAUUGGGGAGGCAGCAAUCCCCAGCCUGUCCGUAACGGAGCAGGCGACACGUUCCUGGCAAAUAGCAACCACCAGAUCGAUGCCCAAAACCCCGACAACGUCGCGGCACCACCCACUGAUUCCGGUACUGUGCCUAAUCUGAAGUGGAGUCUGUCACUGUCGCACACGCGUCUGCUCAAGGGUGGCUGGGUUCGCGAGCAAACUAUCACAGAUUUACCCCCAUCUAAGGAUCUCGCUGCCGCUGAACUGCGCUUGUCGCCAAACGCCUACCGUGAACUUCACUGGCACCGCGUAGCCGAGUGGGGUUAUAUCCUCAAUGGCACUGGGCGCAUCUCUGCAAUUGACGAGAACGGUAGGAGCUUCAUUUCGGACGUUCACGGUCCGACGAACGGCACCGACCCGGACAUCUACUACUUCCCACCUGGUGUUCCUCACUCCAUUCAGGCACUCGAAGAUGGUCUCGAGAUCCUCCUCAUUUUCACAGACGGCAACUUCGACGCGACUGGUACCACGUUCAUGCUCUCGGAUUGGCUUGCGCGUACCCCGCUUGAGGUUGUUGCGCAGAACUUCGGCGUGAACGUCAGCCUGCUCGGCGGAAUCCCUCAGAAGGACCCGUACGUCUUCGACAGCACUGUGGCCCCGCCACCCUUUGGCCAUGCCUCCGAGCAAGCUGUGAAGGACCCGAACGGCCAGGUUCCCAGCCCGUACGUGUUCCACCUUUCCGACCAGGAGAGAAAGUCGGCGCCUGGCGGGGGCGGAUGGGUCAAGAUCCAGGACUCGGUCACAAACUUCCCUGUGUCGACUUUGCUCGCCAGCGCCCUGGUCUUCGUAGAGCCGAAUGGUCUCCGCGAGCUGCACUGGCAUACAUCUGAUGAGUGGCUCUACAUCAUUAGUGGCAAUGCUCGCGCUACUGCCUUCGCUGGCAGCUCCUCCUCGCGCACCUUUGACUUCCAGCCUGGAGACACCGCUGUCUUCCCGGUUAGCUACGGCCACUACGUCAAGAACUUGUCGCCGACUGAGCCCCUCAUCUACCUCGAGCUCUUCAAGGCGCCCAAGUUUGUGGACUUCAGUGCAACACAAUGGCUCGCACUCACGCCCAGGCAAGUCGUUGCCGAUCUGCUGAACCUGUCCACAAGCGUUAUCGAGACGUUCAAGACGGAGAAGCAGGUGAUUGUGGCGUGAGCGGAGGAUCCCAUGGGUUUUAAAAAUACAAAGCACCUCGCUCAUCCUUUACAAUCUUCUCCGAACGAUGCCACCGUGCACAAUCCAUACCUGCUGUAAUUUAUUGAUAUGCAAAUUUUGCUCAUCGUC
Dichomitus squalens LYAD-421 SS1 is the source of this 1563-nucleotide messenger RNA. Its product is annotated as Bicupin oxalate decarboxylase/oxidase. Gene Ontology annotation, biological process: oxalate metabolic process. The coding region runs from base 1 to 1434 and encodes 477 amino acids. The transcript has 9 exons. NCBI's taxonomy places the organism in Eukaryota, Fungi, Basidiomycota, Agaricomycetes, Polyporales, Polyporaceae. The record is from RefSeq and is a predicted model, not a curated record. Gene Ontology annotation, cellular component: cell wall.